Messenger RNA from Phialemonium atrogriseum, 369 nucleotides. RefSeq lists its product as uncharacterized. The annotation marks the transcript as partial. NCBI's taxonomy places the organism in Eukaryota, Fungi, Ascomycota, Sordariomycetes, Cephalothecales, Cephalothecaceae. The transcript has a single exon. The record is from RefSeq and is a predicted model, not a curated record.
CCACGCACCCCUCCUCAUCGGAAAGGGCAAAAACCUCUCAAAGCCUGUCUCAAGUCUGGUCCCAGGAAUCCGUUUGCACCAACAAAGGCCGCCAGAUUCGCGAAGAGGGAAGCAAGCUGCAUCAUCACGGAUGAGCCGUACUAUCCCCACAUCCGGACUAAGAAGCAGUGGGAGGCAGACACGAAGAAAGACCGGGAGGAGCGCGUAGCGCUGCUACACCAGAAGGCGAGGUCGGAGCCGCCCCAGUGGGUGAAGUGCCAUGACAUGUUGAUGGAUACUCCCAUGUUUGGCAUCUCCGAGAAGCAAGACAUCGAGGCCACUCGGCUUACCAUGGCGGAACUCGAGCUUGACGAGCAACUCGAGUUCGCG